CAUUCCCAGCUGUGGACCAGCUCGGUUUGAGAAUACCGCCAGGUCGCAAAGACCGCAGCCUUUUUGCCUCCGCCGCGGCGGGCUGGGGCAGGGCCAGGGGCGGAGUCUUAAGCCCAGACUCCGGGUUCUUGCCUCUGAUUGAGUGGGGCGGGUCCCGGGACGGGUCCCGGGCGGGUCCCGCUCUGCUUUUGACAGCUCUCUUGAACAGCCGCAGCCAGCCAAGUCCCGCGGGUUGGGGAACCUGUGGCCCAGCUCUCCGCGCGUCCCCGUCCCCCCCGUGGCCCUGGCCCUGGCCAUGAAGCGCAUCUUCUCCUGCUCCAGCUCACAGGUGGCGGUGGAGAGAUGGAACUGCCGUGAUCAGAAGCUACUGGAGGCAGUGCAGCGGGGGGAUGUGGGACGCGUGGCUGCCCUGGCCUCCAAGAAGUCUGCCCGACCCACCAAGCUAGACUCAAAUGGCCAGUCCCCGUAAUCCCUUCAUCCUUCUGCCUCCUGGCCUUGAUUCUGGCAGGUUUCAUCUGGCAGCCUCCAAAGGCCUGACAGAAUGUCUGACUAUCCUGCUUGCAAAUGGGGCUGAUAUCAACAGCAAGAAUGAGGACGGAAGCACUGCCCUGCACUUGGCCACCAUAUCCUGCCAGCCACAAUGUGUCAAGGUCCUACUGCAGCAUGGCGCCAAUGAAGAUGCUGUGGAUGCAGAAAAUCGGAGUCCACUGCACUGGGCAGCCUCCUCUGGCUGUGCCUCAAGUGUGCUCCUGUUAUGUGACCAUGAAGCCUUCCUGGAUGUCCUGGAUAAUGAUGCACGUACACCUCUGAUGAUUGCAUCUUUGGGUGGUCACGCAACUAUCUGCUCACAGCUACUGCAGAGAGGCGCCCAAGUAACCGCCACAGACAAGGAUGACAAGUCAGCUCUGAUCCUAGCCUGUGAGAAAGGCAGUGCUGAGGUGGCUGAACUGCUCCUGAGCCAUGGAGCGGAUGUGGGGGCAGUGGACAACAUGGGGCAUGAUGCUCUGCAUUAUGCUCUCCACACACAAGACAAGGUCCUGUGGCGGCUGCUGCGGCAGGCCCUGAACCGGCGCCAACAGGCAGGUCAGGAGCUAGUUCAACACCCAGAUCUUGCAUCCCAGGCUUCUCCAUCUGAGCCUCAGGUGGGUUUUCCACCUAAGAGCCCAUGGAAAGCAGAGCCUAAGGAGGAGCAGGAAGAAGAGGAAGAUGAAGACCCAGUCUCAGAGGAGUGGAGAUGGAAGUAUGAAGAGGAGAAAAAUAAAGUUUCUCUAUUGGAGGAGGAACUGGUGCGAAAGACUGAAGAGUAUAAGGCUCAAGCUGCAGCCUACUUGGGCCUGGAGAACCAGAUUCGAGAGCAGUUGCAGGAGCUAGGGGUCCUUGUAUCCCCAAAGCCUGGAGCUUCAGGAGGGCAGGGCUCUAGUCUCUGGCCUGGAGGGGAUGGCAUGGACCAGGGCUGUCCCCUGGACCUGCUGGCUGGAUGCAUACGAGAGCUAAAGAAUCAGCAGCAGGCAACAGCCACAGCAGCCCCAAAUCUAGUAUUAGCUUAUAAGAAGGCUGAGGAACCAGGCCCUUGGGGGAGCCAGGAUGAAGCCCAUGGAAGGUCCCAACCAGAAGAACAGGGGCCACCCCAGAGCCAAAGGCCUCAGACCAUUGGGAAAACCACAGGACAGCAACUGACUACCAUUGGUGGGCAGGCCCUUAGCCCUGAUCCAACCGACAAGCUGUAUGUUGGCCAGGAGAGGCCCCAGGCCCCAGGAGCUGAACCAACAGGCACAGUGGCUGAGCCAGGGGCCCCAGUGGCCAUGAACCAACUCUUGCUACAACUGAGGGAGGAGCUGGCUGCAGUUUGGCGAGAAAAGGAUGCUGCCCGUGGGGUUUUGUCAAGACCAGUCCUGGAGGGAGCUCUGGGGACACCUCGAGCUGAGGCUGCAGCAGCUGCCUGGGAGAAGAUGGAGGCCAGGUUGGAGCAGGUGCUGGUGAGGCUGGAUCGGGCAAAGGCAGGACUACAGGUGAAACCUGAGGCCCCUGUCCAGGAGUCCAGGGAGGGAGGCCCAAAGGCAGGCCCAGGGACCAUCACCAAAGAGGAUGAAGGCAAGGACAAAAGGGCUCCUGGGGCCAGGGGAGAGCCUGGAAGUUCCGGGAAGGGAGUUCCGGGAAGGGAACAGAUGCCAGGAGGAGGCCUGGCAAAGGGACAGCUGGAGAAGGAGGUGUCCGCACUGAGACUGAGCAACAGUCAUUUGCUGGAGGAGUUGGGGGAGCUGGGGCGGGAGCGGCAGCGGCUGCAGGGAGAGCUGCAGUCCCUGGGCCAGAGGCUGCAGCAGGAGUCUGUGUCCAAGCCAGAAGCGCAGGUCCAGCUACAGCAGUUGCGGCGGAGUGUGGGGCUGCUGACAGAUGAACUGGCCAUGGAGAAAGAGGCCACGGAGAAGCUACAAAAGCGCCUGGCCUCCCAGACCAGUGACCUCCGCGGGCUGUGGGACUGCCUGCCCCCAGACCUACUGGGCUGCGGGAGUGCACGGAGCUCAGCGGCCAGGCCUCUGGAGGAGCUGCGGGCCUGUAUCAGCACCCUGGUGGGCUGGCACCGGGAGGCCCAGCAAGUGCUGGCUCGGCUAGAAGAGGAAAACCAGCAGCUGAGGGGCUCUUCUGCUCCACGAGGGGAGACAGGCGGGUACUCAAAGGCCCCAGCAUCCCCCGAAGUGGCUGCCCUGGAGCAAGACCUGGGGAAGCUGGAGGAAGAGCUGCGGGCCGUUCAGGCCACAAUGGGUGGGAAGAGCCAGGAAAUCGAGAAGCUGAAGCAGCUGCUUUACCAAGCCACAGAAGAAGUGGUGGAACUGAGGGCCCGGGAGGCCGCCAGCGUGCGGCAGCACGAGAAAACUCGGGGUUCACUGGUGGCCCAGGCCCAGGCAUGGGGCCAGGAGCUAAAGGCUCUCCUGGAAAAGUAUAACACAGCUUGCCGGGAAAUGGGUCAGCUGCGGGAGGCGGUGGCCGAGGAGCGCCGGAGGAGCGGGGACCUGGCUGCACGCGCUGCGGAGCAGGAGCGCCGGGCCAGCGAGAUGCGUGGGCGUUCGGAGCAGUUUGAGAAAACAGCAGAACUGCUGAAAGAGAAGGUGGAGCUUCUCACUGGGGCUUGCUGGGACAAGGAGGCCAAGAUCAAGGAAUUGUUGAAAAAGCUGGAGCAGCUUUCAGAGGAGGUCCUAGCAGUUCAGGGAGAAAAUGCUUGCCUUGCCCUGCAGCUGCAGGAUUCCCAGAAGAACCACGAAGAGAUCAUCUCUACCUAUAGAAAUCAUCUGCUGAAUGCUGCUCAGGGCUACAUGGAACAAGAUGUGUAUAAUAUCCUACUGCAAAUCCUCAGCCUGCAGGAGGAGUGAUGCAGCCCAUGCCCCGAUGAGGUCUCCUGAAUAAGAACAUCCCUGGUUGAGAGAGGCUCCAUUAGGCUGUGGUGGGUGGCAGGUUGGCCAAUAGGGAUGGUGUAGGUGGGGUUGCACCUGCCAUUGUGGACCCAGACCUGAGAACCUGGACCCUGGAAUCAACACGAAUAAGACUAGAGGAGGUGUGAAUGGAAGCAGCUCUAUGGAAAAUAAAGCAGGAGGCAGUGUG
This is a messenger RNA of Manis pentadactyla (Chinese pangolin), 3594 nucleotides long. It is a transcript of the gene ANKRD35, whose product is annotated as ankyrin repeat domain 35. The record is from RefSeq and is a predicted model, not a curated record. Bases 453 to 3365 code for a protein of 970 amino acids. Gene Ontology annotation, molecular function: actin binding. Lineage: Eukaryota; Metazoa; Chordata; Mammalia; Pholidota; Manidae. The transcript is spliced from 14 exons.